CUGUCAAUCACCCCUUCCCGCCCUCACGGCAGUGGGCGGGAUCUUUUGGCGCUUCUCUCCCUCUGAUUGGUCGCCGCCCCGCAUGCCGCGUUCUGAUUGGCUGCUCCCCCUCCCCUCACGCUCAUUUCCAACAUGGCGGCGGCCGAGGCCGUCGCGUUGCUGGAGGCGCUGCGGGCGCAGGCGGCGGAGGUGGCGGCGCACGGGCGGGAGAUGCUGCGGAGGGUCAGGGGAGGGCAGCUGGACACCAAGGAGGGGGUGUCUCUGCUGCAGGUGCGCUCGCAGGCGCUCCUGAGUUACCUGCAGGACCUGGCCCUGCUCGUCUGCUCCAAAACCCGGGGGGUCUCCCUGGGGGCCUCGGGGGGCGCCCUGGAGCGGCUGCUGGAGACCCGAGUGGUGCUGGAGAAGCUCCGCCCCCUGGAGCAGCGCCUCAAGUACCACCUGGAGAAGCUGCUGAGGGCGGCGGCCUCGGGAGGGCGUGGUGCCGAGGAUCCGCUCAGCUUCCGCCCCGCCCCUUCCAAUAUGGCGGCGCAGGAAGAGGAGGAGGAGGCUGAAGGCCAAGGGGGCGGAGCCAAAGCCCCGGGACUGGGGGGAGGGCGGCGCUACGUCCCGCCCCGCCUGGUGCCCGUGGCCUGCGCCCCCGUCCCCUCCCCCCAGAGCCGCUCCCUGCUCCGUGCCCGCCUCCGUGCCCUGAGCUCGGCGGCGCUGCGGGAGCUGCAGGAGGAGCUGGGGGAGGGGCCUCGGCUCGAGGGGGAGGGGCUGGCCCCGCCCUCCCGCCAGGAGACCCUCAGGCGCCGCUGGGAGGAGUCGAUGCUGCAGCGCCUUGGCGCCCCCUGGCGGCCGCGGCGCCCCCGGGGGGCGGGGCCUGACCUCAAUGACGUCACCAACUUCGGGGCUUUCCCCGCCCUCCUGGGAGCAGCCAAUCAGGAUUCGUCGGAGCCGCCGCAGAAGAAGAGGAAGAAACAGAAAACGGGCAAGAAAAAAGGGAGGAAGGGUUUCCGCCGCCGCCGCUGAUCAUCCAAUAAAACUCCGCGAUUCUCGCCUCA
This is a messenger RNA of Haemorhous mexicanus (house finch), 1043 nucleotides long. It is a transcript of the gene NGDN, whose product is annotated as neuroguidin. NCBI's taxonomy places the organism in Eukaryota, Metazoa, Chordata, Aves, Passeriformes, Fringillidae. Gene Ontology annotation, cellular component: small-subunit processome; nucleolus. The record is from RefSeq and is a predicted model, not a curated record. The transcript has 10 exons. Bases 133 to 1011 code for a protein of 292 amino acids. Gene Ontology annotation, biological process: maturation of SSU-rRNA from tricistronic rRNA transcript (SSU-rRNA, 5.8S rRNA, LSU-rRNA).